AUUUUCAUGUUCUUAAACGGAAAAAAAAAAAAAAAAAAAAGAGGAAUAAAAAUCUCGCCGCCCAUCUGAUAUUAUGUAUCCGUUUGGUCGGUAGUGACAAGUUUAAAUUCCGAAAACAAGCGAAGCCAUAAUAUCUUUAUACGUUUGUGGCGAAAAAAUGGCGGCAGCUCUGUGUUCCCUGAAGCUGCAGCUCCGCCACUACUCCCAUCUCCCCCUUCCUAAGACCACCACCAGCGCCAACGCCGCCGCCGCCACGAGUUUGGAUAUCAAUGGGAAGACCGAUAGAGAAGGAGAUUAUGAUCCCUUCUGUGAGAGUAACACUAAAAGCAAAAGGAGAGAGAUUUUGCUCCGGUUAGGAGCUGCUGCUGCAGGGUUGAUCCCUGUUCCUCUAGUAUCAAAUACACCUCUUGUCCUGGCUGAUGAAGAUGCGACUCAAGAGUUUCGUCUAUACUUGGACGAUGUCAACAAGUAUAAGAUAAUGAUCCCUCCAGAUUGGCAGGUGGGAAGCGGUGAAGGUGAUGGGGUAAGGUCCCUUACCGCCUUCUAUCCUCAAGGUUCUUCUGCUUCAAAUGUUAGCUUGGUGAUCACGGGCCUUGGUGCUGAUUUCACUAGGCUGGAGUCCUUCGGAAAAGUUGAUGCUUUUGCAGAGAAUUUGGUUGGUGGGCUAGAUAGAAGCUGGCAGAGGCCACCUGGCGUCACGGCAAAACUAGUUGAUUCUAAAUCUGCUAAUGGAUUGUACUACAUAGAGUACACGCUCCAAAAUCCUGGCGAAAGUUGUAGACACCUGUUUUCGGUGCUUGGGAUAUCAAAUAAUGGCUGGAUCAACAGAUUGUAUACUCUAACAGGCCAGGUGAUUGUGCAUAAAAUUUUCUUUUGUGACCUUUGAAGGCAUUUUUAGUACAUAUAAUCAGUCCUGAUCUGAGUGAUCUUCUGAUGCAAAUCUUAUAUCUCCUGGCUUGAUGAAUGACGCAACAUCAACAAUGCAGUAUAUAGAAGAGGAAGCAGAGAAAUACGGACCAAAAGUCGAAAAGGUGACAUUAUCGCACAAGCAGGCCUACUUUGUGACUAUGUCUUUCCAUAUUGUAUACUUGUAUUGACUGAUUAUAACAACAUGAUUUGCUCCUCUUACAGGCUGUUGCUUCUUUCAGAUUAAUCUAGUGGAUCCUUGUGUAUUUUUCUGUUGGUAACUGUAAAAAUCAAGGCGAGUGAGACAGCGAAUCUGAUCUUAGUAGGUACUUGGUACAUGGUAAGUGAAACCAAACUGUAAGAUUUUUGGUGAAUGUUGAGUCGGACUAAUUUUUUGGGAGUUGUCUUUGCCCUAAAAAGAAACUUCUUCAUUGGUUUCUCUUGCUUUUUUUUUUCUUAGGAAGAAAAUUUUGUCAAUCUACUUCUAUCUUCUGUUUCUUGGGUGAACUUGGAGUAAAUUGGAUCAGAUGUGGUGUUAGGCCUUCUAAAUUUAAGGUGUUCUGCC
This is a messenger RNA of Oldenlandia corymbosa var. corymbosa, 1471 nucleotides long. The record is from the annotation of a GenBank genome assembly. Lineage: Eukaryota; Viridiplantae; Streptophyta; Magnoliopsida; Gentianales; Rubiaceae.